UGCACCCUUAGAACACCCAACACACAGACAUAUACAACAAUGGAAUCUGGGGUCAAAUUUCUGUUGGUGUCAUCAGAGGGCCAAGAAACACAAGGAGCAGGACUAGAAGCAGCACCAAAACUUUUACUCCCAUCACCAAAAGUCUCACUUUCUUCUUCUUCUUCUUCCAUUGUCUCCCUACAAAAAGGGGAGCAAGAGCACAAGGAGAAGAAAAGAACUGCACCAAGAACAAUUAGUUGAAUUCUCUUCUUAGCAUCAGCAUCAGAAGAGGAGAAGGAAAGAUGUCCAUGAACGCCGACUUAGGCAAGCCAAGGGAGCUCACAGGGUUGCAGCAGAGGAGGGCUCUGUACCAGCCAGAGCUUCCUCCAUGCCUCCAGGGAAAGGCUAUUAGAGUGGAGCUUGGUGAUGCAACUACAACCAUCGACCCAACAUGCGUGAACAUGGUUGCACAGGAAUUUCCCCACACCUUUGGUCAGCCUCUGGUGCAUUUUCUGAAGUCAAACAAACUGGAUGCUCAAGCCACAGAUGCACAUACAUCAAUCAGGGUUGGUGUAGUGUUCUCCGGGAGACAAUCACCAGGGGGGCACAAUGUUAUAUGGGGCAUCUAUGAUGCUAUGAAGACACAAAAUCCACAGAGUGUUUUGCUUGGAUUUAUUGGUGGCACUGAAGGCCUAUUUACAAAUAAGACAUUGAAGAUCACGGAUGAUGUUCUUUCAGCAUACAAAAACCAAGGUGGAUUUGAUUUUCUCGGCAGAACUGUAGAUCAAAUCCACACAACUGAGCAAGUGAAUGCUGCAAUGUCAACAUGCUGUGAUCUUGACUUGGAUGGCCUGGUUAUCAUUGGAGGGGUGACCUCCAAUUCAGAUGCUGCUCAGCUUGCAGAAACAUUUGCUAGUCACAAUUGUAAGACAAAGGUUGUAGGCGUGCCUGUUUCAUUAAAUGGUGAUCUCAAGAAUCAGUUUGUUGAGACAACUGUUGGUUUUGAUACAGUGUGCAAGGUGAAUUCCCAGCUUAUAAGCAAUGUUUGCCUUGAUGCAAUCUCAGCUGGGAAGUACUACCAUUUUAUCCGUGUGAUGGGUUGGAAAGCAUCUCAUGUUGCCUUGGAGUGUGCACUUCAAUCACAACCAAAUAUGGUUAUCUUAGGGGAAGAAGUGGCAUUUUCCAAGCUCACUUUAAAGGAAAUUGUAAGCAAGAUAUGCGAUGGAGUGCAAGAAAGGGCAACACAAGAUAAGUACCAUGGUGUCUUACUUAUUUCAGAGGGACUAAUCGAAAGCAUUCCAGAGAUGUAUGCACUUAUUCAGGAAAUUAAUAUUCUCCACAGCAAUAAAGUUCCUGAGAACAAGAUUCCAUCUCAACUUUCUCCAUGGGCUACUGCCUUGUAUAACUACUUGCCUCCUUUCAUACGAAGAGAGUUGCUCCUACAUCAAGACUCCGAUAACUCAGCACAACUGUCCCAGAUUGAUACUGAGCAACUCUUGGCCCAUUUAGUAGAAGCAGAAAUGAACAGGCGAACAAAAGAGGGGAAAUACAAGGGAAGGAAAUUCAGUUCAGUUUGCCACUUCUUUGGUUAUCAAGCACGAGGAUCCCUACCAUCAAACUUCGAUUGUGAUUACUCCUAUGUUCUUGGUCAUAUUUGCAUGCACAUACUAGCAGCUGGGUUGAAUGGUUACAUGGCUUUUGCAACAAAUCUGAAGGAACCGACAAACAAAUGGCGAUGCGCUGCUGUUCCUCUAACUGCAAUGAUGAGUUUGAAGAGGCACUCACGCAGUCCUGGAGCUGUUCCUACUGGAAAGCCAGUUAUUCAUCCUUCUCCAGUUGACCUGCAAGGGAAGGCCUAUGCGGUCCUGAGAGAAAAAGCCUCAAGCUUCCUGUUAGAUGAUUUCUACAGAACUCCAGGGGGCAUUCAAUAUGAUGGAUCUGGUGCAGAUGUGAAGCCAAUCACAUUGACUGUUGAAGAUCAAGACUACCUAGGUGACAUUGAGCUGCUGCAAGACUACUUGGAGAAGGUGAGGAACAUUGUGAAGCCUGGAUGCUCCAGGGAGAUUCUGAAGGCUGCAAUAAGCUCGAUGUCGUCGGUGAAGGAUGUGCUGAAGGUGAUGUCGACUCCCUUCAGUGCAGAGCUUCCUCUGUUCAAUCUCAACUGAAAGUCAGCUUCAUCAGACAUGAGUUAUUUUUUUAUCAGGUAGACAUUGUGUUCAUCAUAUGUGGCAUCUGUCCAUCUUGUAGAAUUGGAUCAGAGCCAUGAGUGAUGGUGGUUAUUAACAAGUAGUAGACUGUUUUGUUUGAUGUGUCUGUUCUGCUUGUGAUAUGAAUGGAACCCAGCUAUUCUUUUUCUUUUGUUUUGAGGGGAUGAACCCUACCAUUCAUGUCAGUAAACAUUGCAUUGCAGUGCAUAUGACCAGCUAGUGGAUAUGAAUAAGUACAAAUUGCAGUGACUUCCUAGCUUGUAAUCAGAGCAUGUUUUUUUCCUAUCAUGGUAGCUGCUUACAACAUCUGUAAAUGCGAUCCAACAA
Molecule: messenger RNA, 2513 nt
Organism: Oryza brachyantha (malo sina)
Lineage: Eukaryota; Viridiplantae; Streptophyta; Magnoliopsida; Poales; Poaceae
Product: pyrophosphate--fructose 6-phosphate 1-phosphotransferase subunit alpha
Exons: 19
Coding region: 282-2144 (620 amino acids)
Biological process (GO): glycolytic process; response to glucose; photosynthesis
Cellular component (GO): cytosol
Molecular function (GO): ATP binding; 6-phosphofructokinase activity; diphosphate-fructose-6-phosphate 1-phosphotransferase activity
Source: RefSeq, a predicted model, not a curated record